AAAAGAACUCCAGCGGCUCGUUGGCCAACUUCUAUUUUCAGACGCUCUUGGGCUUCCUGUGUGUUUGCUGCAACCGGAGCCUAAAAAAAGCCCAGCCACCCUCAGAUACUACUACAGUGUUCCAAGCAGUAUGCAGCUUAUAACAUUGGGAAACUGCAGACACCGGAGAUAACAAGCAUCUGGAACCAGGAGAUAACAAACAACUGGAAGCACCCGACCAAUAUUGGAGAACAUGCUGCUAGUCUUCAACUUUUUCGUGAUUCUCCUGCAAAUACUGAUCAUUUCCUUUGCUCUGCUGAUCACUUGGGCCAUUUACUGUGAUCUCUCCAAGUCUGAGAUUCCUCCUGGCAUUGACCAGCCUAUGAAGCUUCGCAUUCUUAACUGGUUCUUGAUCCUUGUAUCAUUCCUGGGGAAGAUUCUGGAGAAUCUCCACCUGUGCACUGAGAUUCACUUCUACCGCUACAUCCAAGAAGUAAAGAGAAUGGGGGAGGACCCCAAGCUUGACAUUAGGGACCUGGUGUUUGAGGACAUCCCAGUAAGGGUUUACCAGCCACGGGGUGCCAGAGAAAGAAGAGGAGUCAUCUACUUCCAUGGAGGAUCUUGGAUGUUCGGCAGCAUCAAUUCCUAUGACCCCCUUUGCCGCUACAUUGCCAAAGAAAGUGAUUCGGUGGUGCUUUCUGUUGGGUAUCAUUUGGCCCCUGAGGAGAAAUAUCCAUCCCAGUAUAAGGACUGCCUGACUGCCAGCAUACAUUUUAUGAAAACCGCCAAAGAUUAUGGAGUCGACCCGGCCUGCAUCGUCAUCUGCGGAGACAGCGCCGGAGGGAAUAUUGCCGCCUCUGUCUGCCAGGCAUUAGUGACCAGAUCUGGUAUCCCGAGGCCACUUGCUCAGAUUCUGAUCUAUCCUGGCCUUCAAGCGAUAGAUUUCAACCUGCCUUCGUACCAGCAAAACCGAGCCGUCCCCAUCUUGUACCGGGAGAACGUCAUUGGCGCAGCCUUGCGGUAUCUCAAUAAGGACUUGUCAGUGUUAGAAAGUGUUAUGCAGGGCUGCCAUGUUCCCAGAGACAUAAGAAUGAGAUUUGGGAAGUGGAUCAGCUCGGAAAACAUCCCCAGUGAGUUUAAGGUCAGAGGCUACAAGCCACCUACGGCCGCUUCCUAUGAGGACAACCUCUACGAAGUGGUGAAGCAAGCGCUAGAGCCAACUUUCUCUCCGCUCAUGGUAGAUGACGUUGUGGUCGGCCAACUUCCAAAAACAUGCAUCGUAACUUGUGAGUAUGAUGUGCUACGGGACGAUGGCAUCCUCUACAAGAAAAGACUGGAGGACAAUAGGGUACCGGUCACCUGGUACCACAUUGAAAAUGGAUUUCAUGGAGUGAUAAGUCUAUUUGAUGGAUUUCUAUCAUUUCCUUCUGGGAAAAAGGGGGUAGACAACAUUAUAACAUUUCUAAAAGACUUAUGAGCAUUAAAAAAAAAAUCAUGAUUUGUAUCUCUGACUGCUUUAUCUUAUUUAUCUUUGAAUAGAGAUGAAAGGAUCUGCUCAUUUUGGCUUCUCCCAUAUUUUUAACUGCACUUCACACCAUUUCUGCUUCAGGUGGUGGUUUUAAACAAUGGCAGAAGUUAUAAGGAACGCAGAGAUGCAGGGAUACUUUUCUUAUUGUAAAACGUGCUCUACAGAUAUUUAAAAAUAAGACAGCUCCUGCUUGCAGGCUUGCAACCUUAAAAAUGGGAUAUAAACGGAUAAAGGAAUGAGGAGGGAAGAGGAAAGCAAGCAUUGGGAGCAGCUGUCCCUUCACUGCCCAAUGGAUGCAAGAAGGGUUGGUUUCUACUUUGCCCUGAUGUUUUUUCUGUGAAGAAGAGGCUCAGCUGCUCACCUCCAGCCCGAAGAACCUUUUGGACAGCCUUGCUGCCAUGGGCAUUAUGUGAACUUGCCUUUUAAUGAACCAAAUGAAAGAUUUUGAAUCAUGGGGAUGGGGAGCGUGUGUGUAUGAAUUUGGCAGCACUUGGUUGUCAUUUUGUUAAUGCGGUUGGCGUUGUUUCAUAGGUGAUGAAUGCCAUAGCACUUUGUGAAUCCUAUAAUUUGACUUUUUACAAUUGCGCUGUUUAGCUUAUUUUUUUAGUUGUUUCGUCGGUGGUGUUCUAUGGGAGGCAAUUGCUUUACU
This is a messenger RNA of Podarcis muralis (Common wall lizard), 2156 nucleotides long. RefSeq names its product arylacetamide deacetylase-like 4. The record is from RefSeq and is a predicted model, not a curated record. NCBI's taxonomy places the organism in Eukaryota, Metazoa, Chordata, Lepidosauria, Squamata, Lacertidae. Gene Ontology annotation, cellular component: membrane. Gene Ontology annotation, molecular function: carboxylic ester hydrolase activity.